CAUAAUAGGAUUUCGGCGAUAACGGUGGUCGACCGGGGAGGUGGUCGGUUUAUUUUUAAUAUCAAUUUAACGGAUUUCCGUCCAGCACUCGGAAAACACAGUUGUGCUUGCGUUAUAAUUUAUUGUAAUACGUAAUACGUAUCGCCAACCUCGUAUAAUUAUUGGUCUAACGCGCGCGCAUCGUUUUCGACGUCGGUGCCCGGGGAGUCGGUCGAUUGUUAUUAUUUUCAUUAUUAUUAUUAUUAUUAUUAUUGUUGUAGAAUUUUUAUUAGUCUUGUCUAUUCGUACAAACACGUCCUACACGCGGCCUCCACUUCGUUUGUAAUUAUUAAAAUGUAUUACUAUUACUGCUAGUGCGUUAUGCUAUGAACACGGUGUGCAACCGUUCCAAAGCUUUUCAAGCCGGUGCCGUUCUUGUGUUGAUACCGUCACCCACCAACAUUUGGAGUGUCCGCGAUGGCCAAAUUCGUCGUUGAAUUUUCUCCACCAGAAAAAAUUAAAUUUGAACCAGAUUGUGUUACUGAUUCAGUUAUCAAUUAUUGCAUGGUAUUAGCUCCAUUCCAAAAACAUACUCAAGUAGAAUUUAACAAUAUUAAGUUAAAAGAAACGGCUGUUAGAUUUUUAACACUUAUUAAUCCACUUGACAAACCUGGACAGUUUGUUUUACCCUCUCCAAGUGAUGGUGUAUAUUUCAAUGUUUAUGAAUUCACCUUAGAACCUAAGUCACAAUGCGAGCUAUCAAUAACUUGGCAGCCCUCAAAAUAUGGAAAUAUGCGUAAAUUAAUUAAAAUAGAACAAGUGGAUAGCAAUAAAAAAUAUGAUUUUGUUAUAUUGGGAAAUUGCAAUGGGUCUCCUUUCAAAAAGUCUAAGGAUACUAUUACAACAUAUUCAAAACUCAAGAAUUCUAAUUUGACUAAAAAACAAUUCAACUGUAGCCGAAAUAAAGUAUUACCAAAGAAAACUGUUGGCUAUAAAACAGAAAAAAUAACAGAAUCUGUUAGUACAGAAAUUAGUAGAAGACAAACUUAUUUAGUUGGAGAAAAAGAAAAUCUUCCAGUUGUAAAUAAGAAUGUAUUGAGUCGAGAUACCAUUUUAUCAAGUCCUGAACAUAAGCCUAAACGUCCAAAUCAGAGACGUCAUGAUUAUAUUUUCAAUAAUGAUUUUAAUUUAAAUAAAAGUUCUAGUCCAUUAAGUGAUGAUUCCUUAGAAAAGUCAUUAAAGAAAUGUACUUUUAAUAAUUCCCAAUUUAUUAAUGACUUCUGUUUAACACCAUUAAAAUCUAAUGAAAACUACAACUCUCCAUACAAUUCAACAAACAAAUUUGAUAGUUUUGAUUGUACUGAUGGGCCAUUUGCUUUAACUUCAACAAAUUCAUUAUCAUUUAAAUUAGAAGAUUCAUCAUUUGUACUACCAGAGUACCCGAAAUCAACAGAUAUAUCCAUGAAUCUAUGUAAUAAAUUUACAAAAGCUGAGAAUGAAUAUAUUAAAGAGAACAUACAAUUUGAAUCAAGUACUAUCCACUCUGAAUCAUUAGUAUCAUCUUCAGAUGUUUAUCAAUCAUCUGACUCCAGUCAAAAAUCUACAUGGACCACUUCAGCGAUUGUUUGGAGUGGUUCAAAAUCAAAAAGACCAUCAUUUGCUAUUAAAAACUCUCCUUAUUACAAAUAUAAUCCAAAAACAUCAAAGAUGUCUAAGAAUAAAUUGAAACAAUGCAGUACAAGUCCUAAAGAAUCCCAGUUAAAAACUACAAAACUUGACAAGUAUGAUCAACAUCUUAAAGAUCUAGCUAAUCCACUGCUAUGGUAUCACCAAAAAGCUAAAGAUCCAUUUUUGAAUAUGUCACAAUAUUAUGAAGCAGAAUGGUUGAACCGCCAAGAAUCUGAUAUGAUUCGAUGGUUAAAUACUUUGCUUACACCAACUGAUAAGUUGGCUGAUGAAGAACAUUCAAACGACUUAGAGGAAGCAGCUAUGGCUUGGAUAGAAGCAUCCAAAACAUCUCAUAAAAAUAAACCAAUGCAAUUGGCUACUGAGAAAGAUCUGUUUGUAGCACAAAUUUACAGAAAUUCACCACAACAGUGGAGUGCAUUGCGCAAAGCCACUACAAAUCUCAUUACAUCUACAAGUGUUACAUCAGUCCUAUCUAAAUUGACUAUUUCAAUUGAAAAGGAUCUUAUAACUGUUCGGGAUGAUCGUCAGAUACAUUUGGACUUAAGCUUAAAGAAAAAAGUUAUUGAUCUAUUCAAAUGUUACAAUCCACUAUGGUUUCGAAUAGGCUUGGAAGCUAUAUAUGGUCAAAUUAUUAAAGUAAAACCUGGUUCUAAUGAUUUAGAUGGUAUUGGCUGGUUUGUCCGUAAAAAUCUGUUUAAUAGCGAUUAUGUUAAACAACAAUUUACCAAAACCACUGUACUUCAAGUGAAUCUGCCUUCAUAUAAUACAGCUAUGAAAAAAUUUAUUUUAAGAAAAAUACUUAUGCUCAUAUAUUUUUUGGACCGUGCUAAAGAACAACAAUUAAUUAGACAUAACCCAUGCUUGUUCAGAACUAACUCUCUGUAUAAAAGUAGCUAUGACUUACUGAUGGGAUUUUGUGCGGAUAUGGUCACUGCCCAUGGAGAUAUAAUUCGUCGUCUACGAAAUAUUGGAUACAAUUUAAACCACAAACAAUUGCAUUUAGACGAAGUGAACUAUGCUGUCAAGUCUUUAAAUGAUUUGAGGGACGGUACCAGAAUUACCAGAGUAGUAGAAAUUUUAUUUAAAGGUAAUCCACUAUCACAAAAACUAAGACUUCCAGCUAUAUCAAAAUUACAAAAAAUCCAUAAUGUGAAUUUAGCCUUCACCCGAAUAUCACAACACAUAUCUAUUGAAGGCAAUAUAAGUACUCGAGACAUUGUAAAUGGACAUAGAGAGAAAAUACUAUCAUUAUUCUGGCAGAUCAUCUACAAAUAUUUGACUCCUCGAUUCAAUAAUGCUGCCACAAAAAUUCAAAACUGGUGGAGAAACAGCAGUCUUAAACUGGUUAUAUUAAAAAGAAUCCGAGCAAAACAGAUUGCUAAACGUCAUUUUGCUGCUACUAAAAUACAAGCAUGUGUUCGUGGCUAUUUAAUUAGAAACCAAUGGCCUCAUUUGGAAGCUGAAUUGAUUAAAAAUCGUGAAAUGUUGCACAUGGCUUCCAAUACAAUCAAACUUUAUCUAAAAAACAAACUUAUGCUCUUAACUGAUGAAAGAAAACGCUUUAUAAUUUUGAAAAAAACUGUUGUUAAUAUUCAACGAAAAUUUAGAACAAAGAUGGCUAUGGUUAAGGAACGAAAAAAGUAUUUAAAAGCCAAACAGUCAGUAAUAAUAAUUCAAAAAGUUUUCCGUGGUUAUAUUAUAAGAAAAAAUUUGCUUCAAAUUAAGAAAAAUUUGUCAGCAGAAAAAUUAAAAAGAAUUAUUGCAAUCAAUAUUAUUAAACGUGCAUUAAGAAAAAACUUACCACUGACUGAUGACCGUCAUAAAUUUUUGAAAUUGAAACAAACAGUAUUAUACAUUGAAAAUUUGUAUAUAGCUAAUAAAUUAAUGAAAUUAGAAAUGGAACAUUAUACCAUUUUAAAAAACAGUGUUGUAUUCAUCCAACAAAAAUUUAAAGCUAAUAUCAUAAUGAAAAGAGAACGAAGAAAUUAUUUAAAAACCAAAGAGUCUAUUAUAUUAAUUCAAAAAAUAUUUCGUGGUUUUAUGGUUAAGAAAUAUUGGUCAGUUAUGCAAGUUCAAUUGUUGUCAAAAAAAAAUAAACGAAUUAACGCUGUUAAUGUAAUCAAACGAGUUUUAAGGCAGAAUUUACCAAUAACUACAGAUCGUCUUGAAUUUUUGAAAUUAAAAUAUACCGUGUUGUUUGUUGAAAAACUUUAUAUAGCCAAUAAAUCCAUGAAAAUGCAAAUGGAGCAUUUUAUUGCCCUUAAGAAAAUGACAAUAUUUAUCCAACAAAAAUUUAGAGCUAAUAUUGCAAUGAAAAAAACACAAAACAAUUAUUUGAAAAUCAAACGGUCUACUAUUUUAAUUCAAAAAAUAUUUCGUGGUUAUAUGAUAAGAAAAUAUUGGUCAGUUAUGCGAUUUAAUUUAUUAUGCGAAAAAAAAAAGCGAACCAAUGCCAUAAACAUAAUAAUACGAACAUUAAGAAAAAAUCUACCAAAAACUCAAAUUCAAAUCAAUUUCAUCAAGUUAAAAGUUGCUGUGUUAUUCAUUCAACGAAUGUGGAGAGCUAAUUGUUUGAUGAAAAUACAACAGAAACAAUAUACAAAUUUACGAUAUGCCGUCAUAUUUAUACAAAGAAAGUAUAGAGCUAAAAUCAAGAUGCGUACAGAUCGUCAUAAAUAUUUGAAAAUCCAACAAUCUUUAUUGUUGAUUCAAAGAGUAUAUCGUGGUUUUCUUGUUAGAAAGAACUGGAUGAAUGUUAAAACCCAUCUUAUCAUGAUUAAAACUAUGCGUAUUAAGUCAGUAAACAUUGUCAAACACUUCAUACGAAAAAAAUUACCACCUACUCAGGAUGAAUUAUAUUAUAAUAAAUUAAAACAUUCAACAUUAAUCAUUCAAAAACGGUACAGAGCUAAUGUUGCUAUGAAAAAACAGAGAGAAGAAUUUCAAAUGUUAAAAAAUAGUGCUAUCAUCUUACAACAAAGGUUCCGAGCAAAGCAAGCAAUGGACACUGCAUGGAAGCGAUACACAAAACUUAAGAUCUGUACGAUACAACUUCAAAGUGCGAUCAGAGGUUACUUGGCACGAAAACAGUGGCCUGAACUUCGGAAUCAACUACAAAUUUAUCGAACACAUUUGUUCCGUUGUGCCAUGAUAAUUCAAAAAGCUCUACGGAAGAAUUUGCCAAUAACAAAAGAACGUAUUCAAUUUUUGGAACUUAAAAUGUCAGUCAUAGUUAUUCAAAGAAGAUUCCGUGCUAAUAAUAAAUCAAAAAAUCAGAGAAUUGAAUUCCUACGAUUAAAAUCUGCAAUUAUUAUGUUACAAAGCUUUGCCAGAGGGUAUUUAUUUCGGCAUCAAACAUGGCCAACAUUUCGUAAUAGUUUGUUAGAAACCCGUUCUCGGUUGGAAUUAUGCAGUAAUAUAAUAAAAAGAUGCUUACGGCUGCGUUUGCCAAUGACGGAAGAUCGUAAAAUAUUUAUCAAAUUAAAAGCAGCAACAAUAGUGAUCCAGAGGAGAUAUCGGGCUAAUCAAGCGAUGAGAUAUCAAAGUUAUAAAUAUAUUAAAAUUAGAAUGGUAACAAUCAUGUUGCAAAGUUUUGCAAGAGGUUAUCUGUAUAGGAAAAUAAACUGGCCAGCACAAAAAGCUGAACUAGUUGUUCAUCGGCAAUAUUUAAUCCAAUGUGCUAAUACAAUUAAGAGGAUGCUAAGAAAACAUGUGGUCAACAAUGACCGUCAACAAUAUUUGGAGCUCCGAAAUGCUGCAGUUAUAAUUCAACGUAGAUUCCGAACCUACCUCCAAGCCCUUAAGUAUCGUAAGUUAUGUGCUGCUGUCUUGAGGGUUCAGCAAAGAUUCCGGGCAAAUGUUGCUGCAAAACUACAAUGGAUAGAAUACAACUAUACUAGGUCAAUGAUAAUCUUAUUACAGGCUUAUGCCAGAGGAUACCUGGUACGAUGCCAAUGGCCCAAAACAAGGCAUGCACUUUUAAACCAUAGAAAUCAACUGACAACAGCUAGUAACACUGUAAAGAGGUUCUUAAGACAAUGCUUACCAACUACACCUGAACGUUCAUAUUACCUAAAACUUCGGUGGGCUGCAAUUGUAGUACAGACGCGGUAUAGAGCUAUGGUGUUAGCAAGACUUGUACGGGCUAAAUAUCUUCAAAUACGGCAAUGUGCAAUCAUCAUUCAAAGGUAUUACCGAGCACAUCGAACCAUUCAUGCAGCAAUUGUGUUGCAGACUCAUAUCAGAGGUUACUUGGCUCGUAAACAAUGGCCACAACUCAAGGACCGCUUGGUAACUGAACGGAAAUUCGCGGUUGAAACCAUGUGGGUAAAUCACAAUGCUGCAUCUAUGAUACAAGCAGCUGUCAGAGGAUUUUUAGCUCGUAAAAAAUUUCCGGAACUUAAGGAUCAAUUACAGACAGAAAAACAAGUGCAUGCUGCCAUAUUAAUACAAACAUUUUGGAGAGGUUAUUACAUACGAAAAAAGUAUAAAUGCCGACAACAAACCAUAAGAAUACCAAAAAAAGAUGCUCUGACAUUGGCCAAACGACAUAAUGAUGUUGUGGAAGUGUUAAACAAGCAAAAAAAAAAUGAAUACUCCUAUAAAGAACUAGUUACGGUCUUCUGGAACUUGGACACGUGUACAUCUUUAUCUAAAGAGUUAUGUAUAAAAACUGCUGAAGGAAAUAUAGUGGAUUAUAUUUUUCAUUUCCUACAGUAUUCUAAUCAAUCACAACCUAGCACCGAGGCACGUGAACCAGCAAUCCGUGUACUCAUCAACCUGCUUAGGUACCAUGAAACAUCAUGGAUUAUUUGGACUAGAGUUAUAAAUGCUAAUAUGUUCAAAGAACUGAUUAAAAUUAUGAAAUCGUGCUGUGGUAAAUUCGGUGUUGCUAAAAAACUGUAUUGUUCAAUUGCUACCUGGAUAUGGAUAGCUCUACAAGAUCCCAAUAAAAAAUUAUUUAUCAAAAACUUUUCAAUUGCUAUUGUUGACUUGAAGUUUAUGAAAGAUUUGCUAAAUCGAAGAUACAAAUCACACAAAGUGGACAAAAAAGUAAUGAUUUUACCAUCAACACGUCCCACAUGGUUCAUUGGUUCCAAGUGCCAAAAAUGUUUUGAAUCUGAUGUUUAUGCCAUAAAUCAAGUCUGCAAAAUGUUAUAA
Sipha flava (yellow sugarcane aphid) is the source of this 6828-nucleotide messenger RNA. RefSeq names its product abnormal spindle-like microcephaly-associated protein homolog. Gene Ontology annotation, cellular component: spindle pole. Lineage: Eukaryota; Metazoa; Arthropoda; Insecta; Hemiptera; Aphididae. Gene Ontology annotation, biological process: spindle organization; mitotic cell cycle; establishment of meiotic spindle localization. The record is from RefSeq and is a predicted model, not a curated record. Gene Ontology annotation, molecular function: protein binding.